Molecule: messenger RNA, 600 nt
Organism: Suillus subalutaceus
Lineage: Eukaryota; Fungi; Basidiomycota; Agaricomycetes; Boletales; Suillaceae
Exons: 6
Coding region: 1-600 (199 amino acids)
Source: RefSeq, a predicted model, not a curated record
AUGCAGCUCAACUUGUUCUUCAAAACUUUGAAAUGUGUCACGAAACUGACUGACAAAGCUAAGGCAGCCCUGGAAGAUAAGCUUGAUGGUUCCUUCUCCAAGAAAAGGAAGACCAAUAUGACCAAUAUGAGUGGAGCAAGCAUGGCACCUGACAAUGCUAAAAAAGCCAAGACUACCCAACCAAGUGGAUCCACCACAAACAUAACACCUCCGAGUCCACCAAUGGCAGCCCAUCAAGCAGUGGUCCUUACUGAGGAGGAAGAGGAGGCGAUAUAUGAGAAUGCCAUUGUAAUUGAUUCAGACGAGAUCAAGGAGCCGAGAUCAUUGAGUCCUGAAAGUUCUGAAGUAGAGAGUGCCAAAGAUGAGCCAAUGCACAAGGAUGUAAAGCUACCAUCCAUUGGUUCCUGGAUAAAAAAGAUGCACAAUGUCAUGCAUGGCAUAUUCAGCCAACAGACUUUCUCUCAAGCCACCAAGCAUGUUUUAAGAAGGCUGAUUCAGCACACCCAAUGGCAUUGUUUUAAACAGGCUGACUCAACACACCAAAUGGCAUUAUUUGGCCUCCAAAAGGUAUAUAAGGAGCCCAAUUUUGCCAUGCAAUAA